This is a messenger RNA of Cydia strobilella, 571 nucleotides long. RefSeq names its product mitochondrial translation release factor in rescue. Gene Ontology annotation, biological process: translational termination. NCBI's taxonomy places the organism in Eukaryota, Metazoa, Arthropoda, Insecta, Lepidoptera, Tortricidae. Gene Ontology annotation, molecular function: translation release factor activity. Bases 1 to 420 code for a protein of 139 amino acids. Gene Ontology annotation, cellular component: mitochondrion. The record is from RefSeq and is a predicted model, not a curated record. The transcript is spliced from 2 exons.
AUGUUAAGGCCAAAUCUACUUUUCAACACCUCCCGACUAAUUGGGCCUGUAAUAAAUGCUUUCAAGCAUACUAUAGAUUACUCUAAGGUGCCAAAAUUAAAUGAAUAUGAUUUAGUGGAAAAGUUUGUUCGAGGCAGUGGACCUGGUGGGUCGGCUGUGAACAAGAAUGCCAACUGUGUAGUCCUAACACAUGUACCCUCAGGGUUUACUGUCAAAUGUCACAGUAGUAGAUGCCAGGAUGAAAACAGAAAAAUGGCACGAGAGAUGAUAGUAGCAAAAUUAGACGCUGAAAUAAAUGGAGAGGAUAGUAUAGCAGCUCAAAAGAAGAGAAUAGAAGAGAAGAAGCUGAAGAGGUCCGAGUACAAGAAGAAGAAAAUGGCUUUACUUAAAAAUGAAUGGAAGAAACGUGAAGGAUUGUAAAUAUCUACCUAAUUUGCUUCAUUCAACUUAGUAGUCUUAGUACCCAUAUUUUACUGAAUCUUGUAACUGGUUAUACGUAUGUCCAGUAAAUUGUACAGUUGAAAUGUAGAAAUUAAAUGAGUACAUAAGUAAUAAAAAAUAGUUAAAAAUA